Varanus komodoensis (Komodo dragon) is the source of this 3216-nucleotide messenger RNA. RefSeq names its product L3MBTL histone methyl-lysine binding protein 2 (gene L3MBTL2). The coding region runs from base 68 to 2479 and encodes 803 amino acids. The transcript has 17 exons. Gene Ontology annotation, cellular component: nucleus; eukaryotic translation elongation factor 1 complex. Gene Ontology annotation, molecular function: translation elongation factor activity; zinc ion binding. NCBI's taxonomy places the organism in Eukaryota, Metazoa, Chordata, Lepidosauria, Squamata, Varanidae. Gene Ontology annotation, biological process: translational elongation; regulation of DNA-templated transcription. The record is from RefSeq and is a predicted model, not a curated record.
CACGCGCACGGCGGUGUCAUGCUGUUAAUUGGCCGUGCUCGCUUGCCUGCAUGGGCAAGAGAGCGCCAUGGAGCGGGAAGAAGGCGAGUUGGAAUCUCCUGGCCACUGCAAGUCUUCAUCUUUGGAGCCAAUGGAUGAGGAGGAAGAGGAAGAAGAGGAUGAUGACUUGGAUCUCUUUGGGGGCUAUGAUAGUUUCCGACGUUACAGCAGUAGUGGGGACAGUAGCAGCUCCUCCUGUCUGGACGACUCUAGUGAGAACGAAGCUGCAGAUCGUGAAGCUGGGGAACUGCCUCCAUCCCCUUCACAGAUCCAAACACCUACCAGCCGAGUGCCGGAUGAUAAUGGAUCUGAGCCAGCUGUCUGUGAGAUGUGUGGCAUUGUGGGCACAAAGGAUGCCUUCUUCUCCAAGACCAAACGUUUUUGCAGUGUCUCCUGCUCCAGAAGCUACUCUUCAAACUCCAAGAAGGCAAGCAUCUUGGCAAGGCUGCAGGGCAAACCACCAACGAAAAAAGCCAAGGUUUUACACAAGGCAGCCUGGUCUGCUAAAAUUGGGGCGUUUCUCCAUACUCAGGGGACAGGGCAACUGGCAGAUGGAACGCUAACUGGCCAGGAUGCUCUCAUUGUAGGCUUUGACUGGGGCACUUACCUGCAGGACCAUGGUUGCAAGGCUGUACCUGUUAGCUGUUUCAAACAGGUGCCCCUUUAUGAGCAGUGGGAAGAUGUGAUAAAAGGGAUGAAGGUUGAAGUGUUGAACAGUGAUGCUGUCCUUCCCAGCCGUGUGUAUUGGAUUGCAUCCGUUGUUAAGAUUGCAGGAUACAAGGCACUGCUACGUUAUGAAGGCUUUGAAAGUGACUCCAGCCAUGACUUCUGGGUCAACUUGGGCACUGUAGAUGUGCACCCAAUUGGCUGGUGUGCCAUUAACAGCAAAAUCCUGGUGCCCCCACAGACUAUCCACUCCAAAUACACAAACUGGAGGGGGUUCCUCAUGAAAAAACUUGUGGGAGCCAGAACCAUCCCAGUGGAUUUCCAUAUAAAGAUGAUUGAGAACAUGAAGUAUCCUUUUCGUCAAGGCAUGAGAGUGGAAGUGGUGGACAAGAGCUGCGUUUCUCGGACACGGAUGGCUGUGGUGGAUACUGUGAUUGGUGGUCGGCUGAGGCUUCUUUAUGAGGAUGGGGACAGUGAUGAUGAUUUCUGGUGCCACAUGUGGAGUCCCCUAAUCCAUCCUGUGGGUUGGUCCAGAAGGGUUGGCCAUAAUAUGAAGAAAACAGAAAAGUGUAAUGACAUGGCAAACCACCCUACCUUCCGGAAGAUCUACUGUGAUGCUGUUCCGUAUCUCUUCAAAAAGGUGCGUGCUGUCUACCCUGAGGGUGGUUGGUUUGAGGAGGGUAUGAAAUUGGAAGCCAUUGACCCCUUGAAUCUGGGCAACAUUUGUGUGGCUACUAUCCAGAAGAUCCUUUUAGAUGGCUAUCUCAUGAUUGGUAUUGAUGGCACAGCCUCCGAGGAUGGCUCUGAUUGGUUCUGUUACCACGCUUCCUUGCACUCCAUUUUCCCAGCCGGUUUCUGCAAGAACAACAGUAUUGAACUGACUCCUCCAAAAGGGUAUGAUGCCAAGACCUUCAGUUGGGCAACUUAUCUAGAGAAGACCAAAGCAAAAGCUGCACCAACACGUCUGUUCAACAUGGAUUGCCCAAACCAUGGCUUCAAAGUGGGUGCCAAACUGGAAGCAGUAGACUUGAUGGAACCCCGGCUUAUCUGUGUAGCCACAGUGAAGCGGGUGGUCCACCGGCUCCUCAGAAUUCACUUUGAUGGCUGGGACAGUGAAUAUGACCAGUGGGUGGACUGCGAGUCCCCCGAUAUCUAUCCUGUGGGUUGGUGUGAACUGAUAGGCUACCAGCUGCAGCCACCAGUUGUCCCAGAACCCAUGUCACUUGCAUCUGCCAAAGAUGUGCCAAAGAGGAAACGAAAGCCAUAUGGAAAAAAAAGGAAAAAAAUAACUUCUAAAGCUCGUUCCACAAAGCAAACAGCUAAGAAAAUAACUACCCCAAAAGCAAAGGAGGAAACGCAGGUGGCUAAGAAAACGGCUGCCUCAAAAGGAAAGGAAGGAAUGCAAGGUAUCAAAAAAAUGGCUGUCUCUAAAGCAAUGGAGGAAAUGCAAGCUGCAAGCAAGACCUCCCCAAAGCCACCAUCUGAUGAAACAGUUGUUGCUGUGCAAGUGAAAGAAGAAAUCCUUGAAGACUCAGUGAUGGAACUUGAAGCUUCACAACUUCCAGUCCCAAUCAGCUGCUUAAAGAAUGAGGACAUGGAACUGGAAGCCCCAACCAGUCCUGGGCCAAUUGGCUGCUUAAAGUCAGAGGACACAGGGCCAGAAGCUCCAGCAAGCCCUCAUCAGCAUGGAUGCUUCAAGGAUGAGGAUGUGGAACCAGUUGCUCCAGCAAGCCCUGUACUGAUCACUUGUUUAAAGGAUGAGGAUGUGGACUAGAGCUUCAAGAAGCAAGGAAGUUACAUAGUCCUGCACAACAGUCCUUGACAAAAUAAGUAAACUGCUGGCCUCAGUUGGCAACUUGAGCUGUGCAUUACAAAGCUGUCUUUUUUUCUUGAUAGUAGAUGCUGUUCUUGGAAAAUAGAUGGACCAUAUCAUGUCAAAAGACAAGUCUUCAGUGCCUUUCUAAGAAAGCGGUAGAGAGAGGAAGGUAAUAAAUGCUGAAGUACUUCCUGAUCUAGGCAUGGAGGUGGUUGAAAAGGAACUGUGGGAAUGGGCAGGAGCCCCUCCCAUGGGUGCAAGGAACAGGGAGGGGAAGGCUUCUGCCCAAACUAAGGCUUAGCUGUAGAAACUGCCCGCCAACAGGGCUCCAUGCUCAGAGACCAUGAAGUAGAACUCCCACCUCAGGUGGUAGGACAUCUUUCACCAGCCCUGUCCGUACCCUUGAAGAAAUUGUCUUCCAGAGAAUUUAGGGAGGACUUCUUUAUUCAGGACUUCUAAUCAUAGUUCUUAACUAUAAAUAAGUGAGGAAACCAAUAUUAUUCAAACAGAAAUAAUAAUGAGCAUUUCUUUUGUUCUCUUUUUACUGUGAACUGAAGCAAACAUUGAAAGAAGGGAGGAGAAAAUGUAAUGUUUUUAAUGGGCAUUGCUGUUGUAUGUUGGUUGAUUUUUCCCUUUUUUGUACACAUGUAAAUUGUACUGAUGAAACCAUUAAAUAAAAUUUAGUAGAUAAGCGA